CAUAGUAGCUGAUCAUACUAGGGUGCCGCACAUGGAGGUGAACCGAAUUAAUUCUGCCCGCAUAGUCCAAUGCUUAAUGGGAGAGAAAAAGUCUCUCUCCCUCUAUACAAUAGGAUUUUCGUACUACGCAGUGAUGUACUUCGGCUUCGAAGAAGUAUGGCAGGAGUUGGAGAAUACUGGGUCUUGGGUAGCCGAAUAUCCCUGCAGCUCAAGUAGUCCCUCCUAUGAAGAGAGAAUCUCCAAGCUAUCCACGCUUCUUAACAUGGACUAUCUUCAUCGGACCGAGCGGCUUAAAGCAGAUAUUAGUAGGCUUUAUUCCACCAAUCCCGACAUUGCCCGCCUGGUUAUCAAUGAGCUGCAAAUCAUGCGAAUAAAGGACGACAUUAAAAGUUGUAUAAGGGAGAAUCCGCACAAACUGCUCGCGCACGUCUGGGUCCUGUACUCUGCUUUAUUCAACGGGGGGCGUUUUAUUCGCCGUCGGAUAGUCAAAGCUGGUACCGACUUCUGGGGUUUGACUACAGAGGACGAAGAUAUCAAAUCCUUUCCAGCUCCUUUAUCAUUCUGGUCUGUCAGUGAUGACCCAAGUUUCCUGGAAAGAUUUAAAAACCGUGUGAACAGAGCCGACAAGCUUUUGACUGUCACUGAAAGAAAGGACGUGGUUGACGAAUCGGUCUGGAUCAUCUGCAAGUGCAAACAAUUGACAGAAGAUCUGGACAAACGAACAAAACUCUACAGUGAAAAUUCGAUAUUGCCUUCCGCCCAAAUCACUCUUCCCUUUUCUUAAAGCCCCACUGCCAAGAUUAGAGUCCCGCAAUCUAACAUUAAUUGGUAAGACCAUUACAAGGAGAAAACCAGCAGUGGAAUCGUUCGCCCUCUUGACCUGACGUCAUAU
This is a messenger RNA of Aspergillus alliaceus, 892 nucleotides long. RefSeq names its product biliverdin-producing heme oxygenase. The record is from RefSeq and is a predicted model, not a curated record. Gene Ontology annotation, molecular function: heme oxygenase (decyclizing) activity. Lineage: Eukaryota; Fungi; Ascomycota; Eurotiomycetes; Eurotiales; Aspergillaceae. Bases 32 to 784 code for a protein of 250 amino acids. The transcript has a single exon. Gene Ontology annotation, biological process: heme oxidation.